AGAGAAAGAGAGAGAGAGAGAGAGCGAGCAAGAGAGAGAGAGCGCUGCAUGGCAGUGUAUUAACUCAGGAAAACAAAAGUCUCUGGAGUCUGGAACACGCUUUUUUGCUACAGUAACAUUUGUAUAUCAAGCCUUUGGCAACGGAUUUGAAACUACACAGCACACUCAUUCCUCGCGGCUCAUGAAAUCAAGUCGUCCAUGAUGAAAUACUGUACGUCAACAAUGCCACCAUGACCAAGCACCACGGCGUGAGUGAUGUCGUCCCGGCACCUCCUCUUCCUCCAACAGUAGGUCAUAUCGGGAACUUUUGGAGGGGUUAAAGAAAGCUUAAAGAUGCUAGGAGUACAUCACAGGAAAAAAAACUCAAACUGUGGAGAUGUGUUUUUCAAUGGACGGCUACAAUAUGACAAGUGGAUCUCUCAGUGGCUUGCUUGCUUCUUUUCUCAGUGAGGUACACUCUGUUCUUGUCAGUGAACACCAGGAAAAUAUCCUGAUCAACGUGACAGCGGGGGCGUUGGCAGAUAGACAAGAGUCUAACAACUUGCAGCUUAAUUUAGACAUAUCGGUGGGCAAGGAGGAGGUAUUGGUAAACGAUGUUCCUGUUCAGUUGUCCGGGGUGACCAGAUUCAACUGUCCAGCGCUUCUCUUGGAUAGCACGAAUGCAAGCAGUGAGUAUGAAGGUGGGGACUUGGUAUCUACUGUCACCCGGGUUAUGGUGACACAGAACCGACUGUAUAGUGACUUGGAAGAGGUGGUGGCUCUGCAGGUGUUUAGUGAAGUCAUUGAGUUGGAGGGCAAACAGGUUCAACAGCCUGAUAUGUGCGAGGUGAAAAUACUGAUGAGCCCUGAUUUCCAGAAGGUGGCUCAGAUGACCAACAUUUACCCCAUCGAACUCAGUGAGAUCUUCAGGGUAUCCAGAGACAACGAUGUGGUCGUCACAGAUCCAACCAACCGUAGAAAAGAGGAGCAAAUGUUGCUACAGACGACAAGUCAGUACCCACUUAAACACUCAGAGACGACACAAGAAGAGAUCGCAGCUCCUGGCAAACUCCCAGAGACUCCACUUCGCAUGGACCCCGAUCUCAUGAAGGAUCUCAAAUAUCAAGAAGCUGAAGAUCGAGACCUGGGCCAACAAGACCAGAUUCCAAUUGAGAGUUCACCAAAAGAAUUCCUCUCAUACUCGGCCGUGUGUCGCUGGGUGGAAGAUUUCAGGGAGCGUUUGAGGCACUUCUGCGCCGAGUCACUGCCCCUCUUCUUCUUGGUUAUGUGGGUGGUUGUCAUUGGCGUCGUUGGAUCAGCGGUCAUUGUCAAGAUAUUGGACUUAUUCUUCCCAACUUGUGAACACAAGCGUAUUUGUCAUCUAAACUCAGUCACUCUGUUGCCGGACGAUGAGAAGCACACGCUCCUGGAGAAUACAGAAUUAGAAGAGGAGGAUGAGAUGAAGCCUUAAAUGAAGACUAAAAUGGCUGGCUACCUUAGUGUCAGUUGUUUUUUUUCUUCUCUUUUGCAUCUUGUGGUAUUAUGAGAAGUCAUGGCCUGGUCCUGUUUGCUGUAAAUUAAAAGGGUUUGUCUUGAUGGCAUUUAACACAGAUGCAGUCUGUAUCCAUCAAAUUGUCUCCAGGCCAAUUGGUUGGGUUAUUUCAGACAUUUAUCCAUGGGAAAGCAAUGUAAAGCAAGUACGUUUUUUGAGGAUCUUUUUUGCUGUCUGCAUAUUGUCUCCAAACACGAACCACUCGAGAAGCGCUAAGACGAUGUGAAGAAAGGUGGCAUCAAGAAACUGUCACGCACACACUGGCCAUAUCAUUAGGUACAUUUUGAUUCAUCUUAUUUAGAUGUGUGGCAAAAUAUUAGAACACACUGCAAACAACCACCACAACAGAUUGUAAAUACAAGACAGGUAUUAAUUUGACAGUCAUUUAUCCAUUGCACAUUUUAGUUAAGAUGUCAAAAAUGGACAAAAAGUCCUAUUUCAAUUUGGUCAAAUUUAAGAUUUUCUGAGUUAAGACUUAUUUACCAACUUCCAAUGAUGAGCAUGUACACUCAUUAUACAAUACUAUGCCUUCACAUUAUUGCGUAUUGGAGUGGGUGGGAAAAUCCUAAAGAUUUCUGGUGAAAUGCACUGUGGUGUUCACAAUUUGUAGUUAUAUUUGAAAAGGCAUAAUUCAUGUGCUGGAUUAGAUUUCAUCCUGGUAUGCAGGUGUACCUAAUUGUAUGGCCGGGAAGUGGAUAUAUUUAAAAUAUUGUUGCAUUUAUUGUAUUUUUAAAAAAAAAAAUCUAAAUUGACACAUUUAUAUACAUAACCAUGUCAAAUCUGUCUCAUGCACUUAAAGUAGAAUUGUUCUUUUCUUACCCCUAACACGUGAAUGACACCUUCCAGAUACACUCAGUUUUGUGAUGUUAUUUGAUGUCCUUUUCACAAUCCCACACUUGCGAUUUAGUGUUGGAUGAGUCGGGGCAGUUGAAUGUGUGUUUCUUGAACUAUUAGUACAAAAGCAUGUACACGAUACAAACACGACUUUUUUUCCCCCCCAACUUGUCUUUUUCAAUCAUCCUGGACUCAAAUCAAUAUGAAUGCUUCAGUUAAGAGUCAAGGAGGCGGUGAAGGCAGACAAGGGAAAUUUAAGAAGCCUUUAUCCCUUGUCAUGCUUUCUUAAAAGAAACACACUAAUUUGGCGCAUGGACCCGUGUGCAUCUGAGGGCGGCUCCGUAGCGUCAUAGUGGUCCAUUUUAGCGGCACAAUGCAUGAUGUACUGCAUUACUGAGAUGCAUGUGUAAUCAAUCCAGUGAAUACAUUUUGCUGUUCUAUCUACAGCAUGGGAAUUCAAUGGUAAUAGGUUAAUUGGAACACAUUUUUUUACAGUUUGCUCCUGGUGGUAAGAUACUGUAUAGGCAUGCACGGACGGAUUAAAAUGUCCUUUGAAUCGUAUUCGACCCAUGCAGUAUUGUUAGGCCACGUUUGUUAGCAUACAUUUCAUCAAUUACUACUGGACUGCGUAUGUGUGCGCGCGUGUGUGUGUGUGUGUAUAUAUAUAUAACCCUGUGAAUUAAAGGCUUUAUCGCCA
Phyllopteryx taeniolatus (common seadragon) is the source of this 3062-nucleotide messenger RNA. It is a transcript of the gene ginm1, whose product is annotated as glycoprotein integral membrane 1. Lineage: Eukaryota; Metazoa; Chordata; Actinopteri; Syngnathiformes; Syngnathidae. The coding region runs from base 377 to 1450 and encodes 357 amino acids. The record is from RefSeq and is a predicted model, not a curated record. The transcript is spliced from 10 exons.